Molecule: messenger RNA, 5121 nt
Organism: Cololabis saira (Pacific saury)
Lineage: Eukaryota; Metazoa; Chordata; Actinopteri; Beloniformes; Belonidae
Gene: nr5a2
Product: nuclear receptor subfamily 5, group A, member 2
Exons: 7
Coding region: 705-2276 (523 amino acids)
Biological process (GO): hormone-mediated signaling pathway; regulation of transcription by RNA polymerase II; tissue development
Cellular component (GO): RNA polymerase II transcription regulator complex
Molecular function (GO): RNA polymerase II cis-regulatory region sequence-specific DNA binding; nuclear receptor activity; zinc ion binding
Source: RefSeq, a predicted model, not a curated record
CGGCCCGGAUUGGAGCGAGCGGAGUAAACAAAGCCGCGAGGAGGAGGACAGCUCUCCACAUCUCCACACGGUCCGACCGACGCGCCGAAUCCCACUUUUACGCACAGGGGAGGGAGGGCGGCCCCGGCGGCGCGUGCACGUCUGCUAAAGGUUGAAAGUUACUCCGACCAUCUCACGUUAAUUGUUGACGCUCUGCAAAGACUUUUGGAAAAGAUAAAGGGAAACUUGCCGUCGUUGUUUCAGUCCGGACGUUACGCAGCUGUGACAUAGUAGACAGUGAUUCUCAAACUGCAGCGCGCAACUAUUUAUAAGUAGAUAUCCGAGAAAUUGUUUGUCUAGCUUAUUUAUGUCGUUUGUUUUCUAAUAGUUGUUUUUCUUUUCUUUCUUUUUUUUUUUUUUUUUAGCUUUUUAACUAGAUACAAUUUCAAAUAUUUUAUCAUUGAAGUUUAGCCGGAGCAGACGGAGCCAUCGCAUGCGCAACGCGGGCAUUUAGAGAAACUCUGAACGGUUAGAAUCGGGCUCUGACCUCAGAGGAUGGUCCGAUAAUCCGAAGGCAGAGAGACAGAGGGUAUAGCUAAUAAACCGAAGCGAGAAGCCACUUUUUGGGUCACGAAGGCGCGUUUGUGCUAAAGUGAGUGAGUGUCCGUCAUCCGAGUGUCCCGCGGAGCGGUGCGCAGCCUCCAGCUCGGGCCGGCGCUGCUGACAUGCUGCCCAAAGUCGAGACUGAAUCCUUGGGACUCUCUCGAUCGUAUGGGGAACAGGGGCACAUGCCCAGGAACAUGCAAGCCCCCCAGUUAAAAAUGAUGGACUACUCCUAUGACGAAGACCUGGACGAGAUGUGUCCUGUGUGCGGAGACAAGGUUUCAGGCUAUCACUACGGACUCCUGACCUGCGAGAGCUGCAAGGGCUUCUUCAAGCGCACCGUCCAGAACAACAAGCGCUACACAUGUAUAGAGAACCAGAGCUGCCAGAUUGACAAGACCCAGAGAAAGCGCUGCCCGUACUGCCGCUUCCAAAAGUGCCUCACCGUCGGCAUGAAGCUAGAAGCUGUGCGGGCAGACCGCAUGCGUGGCGGUCGCAACAAGUUUGGCCCAAUGUACAAACGUGACCGUGCCCUCAAGCAGCAAAAGAAGGCGCUGAUACGAGCGAACGGCCUGAAGAUCGAGGCCAUGAGCCAGGUGAUGCAGGCUGUACCCACUGACCUCACUAUUUCCUCAGCCAUCCAGAACAUUCACUCAGCAGCCUCCAAGGGCCUCCAGCUGAGCCACCAUGCUGGCCACCACAGCAGUCACCACCACCACCACCAUCACCACCAUCAUGCCACUGCUCUGCCCCCUACAGACUACGACCGCAGUCCAUUUGUCACUUCGCCAGUCAGCAUGGCAAUGCCGCCGCAUGCUGGCAGCCUGCAGGGCUACCAGGCGGCCUACGGACACUUUCAGGGCACGCGCACCAUCAAGUCAGAGUACCCAGACCCAUACACCAGCUCGCCAGAGUCCAUCAUGGGCUACGCUUAUGUUGACGCCUACCAGUCAGGCUCGCCGCCCAGCUUCCCCCACCUGAUCGUAGAGUUCCUGAAGUGUGAGCCGGACGAGCCGCAGGUUCAGGCUAAGAUCCUGGCAUAUCUGCAGCAGGAGCAGGCCAGCCGGGGCAAACACGAAAAGCUCAACACAUUUGGCCUGAUGUGCAAGAUGGCCGACCAAACACUCUUCUCCAUCGUGGAGUGGGCACGCAGCAGCAUUUUCUUCCGUGAACUCAAGGUGGAUGAUCAGAUGAAGCUGUUGCAGAACUGCUGGAGUGAACUUCUCAUCCUCGACCACGUUUUCCGGCAGGUGGUGCAUGCGAAGGAGGGCUCCAUCCUGUUGGUCACAGGCCAGCAGGUGGACUAUGCAGUGAUUGCUUCCCAGGCAGGAGCCACCCUCAACAAUCUGUUGAGCCAUGCCCAAGAGAUGGUAGCCAAACUACGCUCCCUGCAGCUGGACCAGCGGGAGUUCGUCUGCCUCAAGUUCCUGGUCCUCUUCAGCCUGGAUGUGAAGAACCUGGAGAACUUCCACCUGGUGGAGAGUGUCCAGGAGCAGGUCAACGCGGCGCUGCUGGACUACGUCAUGUGUAACUACCCCCAGCAAACGGACAAGUUUGGCCAGCUGCUCCUGCGGCUGCCGGAGAUCCGAGCCAUUAGCCUGCAGGCUGAAGAAUACCUUUACUACAAACACCUGAACGGCGACGUGCCCUGCAACAACCUGCUCAUUGAAAUGCUGCACGCCAAAAGAGCUUGAACAGGAGACGGACUGUUCCCGGCUUUUAAAGCAACUGCAAAGACGUUUAUUUUCCCCUGCUGCACAAAAGAGUCAACAUAUUGAUCCGGGUCACAUUUGACUGUGCAGUGAUCGGGAGAGAGGAGAGCAGCAAGAGUCAGACUGAGCUCAUUUUGAUGUUCAACCAGUGAUAUGAGGCCGAGAUCGGAAGACUCACAAUAUGCGCAGACCCGCGCAUAUGGAUCCCUUUAUUGUAAAUAUUAAAAUAAAAUACGACAAAAAGUUAGCAAAGAGGCAUCACUUGUCCUCAACCUCAGAAAAAGACCAUUUUCAGAGUUGAAAAAAAAGAAGAAAAAAUGCUUGAAGCAAAUCACAGGUGAGACUCAGUAACACAGCUUCAGCAAUGGACAGCGACCGAGCAUUUUUGCACUGGUGACAGCAAAACGGGACUUUUGUGCUGAGAAAAGAAGCAAAAUAACACUGCCCAUCCUCCAGACAGCUCUGAACCGACGAGCUGAUGAACCUCUCGUGCGAUCUCCCACUGAAACUGGCUUUUAGCUGUUGUCGGUACUGUAAAAAGUCAAACGAACACGCAGCCAACCAGGCAAGAGACUCGACUAACAUGUCUGUUUUUUGAACUCCCACAAGAUGCCUGUCACAGCAAGUUAACCUAACUCAGACAGGAGGACCGAAGGUUAGAAUAUCAGUUCCGGAAACAGAAACUUUUAAUUCGCAAAUGCUUAAUUGUCUAAUUGGAAAAGAAUGUGAUUUUUUCUUGAAAUGGAAGUCAUUUGCUUCUCACAGUCACCUCGUUGCUCCCGGUUUCUUAUUCCAUGUUCUCAGAAUCAUCUUUAACUAUGUACCUCAGAAAAGAGCAGUGUUAGAUUGAUUUACCCAAUGUCAGCUUAAAUAAUUGUAUUUACAGACCCUUUUUUUUUCCCGGACACAAAAACAAAACUCUUUGUUUAAUUCUUUCAUUAAAACUGGAACAAAACAGUGUGUGAUUCAAAAGACAGAGAAGGUCGGAUCCUGCCUUGCUCUGAAAAGACCAAAGCCUGCUGCAGACCAGAGGGAAGAAAUAACUAAAUACCUUCAAAAUCAGUGUUAUAAGAGGAAAACAAAUUGUGAUGUCACAGUCAUGUGAGUCUUGCCUUAUUCAUUACCAUGCUAGCUAACAGUGCAGAUGUGAAUGAAAAUAUGUACAAAUACAUAUAAAUAUAUAUAUAUAAAGUAUUAAUGUUGUAAAAAAAAUUUAAAACGAUUAAAAAAAAGAGUAAUUCAACAGGUGUUUACAUUCAUGUCGUCAUAUGGGAGAGAACUGUGAUGAUGCAUAAAUUGCAAAGCAAUGAUUUCCUAACAAAAAAGAAAAAAAUGAAGAAAAAAUAUCCUGCGUUUGUUUUGUGAACAGUGUUUAUUUUUUCAUGUCAUUGUAUUGAGCAGUACUUAAAUUAUGUCGUGAGACACUAAAAUCAAAGAGGAAUCACACAAAUAUUAAUUUCUGUGUCGGUUGACAUUCAAAACAUUUGUUUUAUGAGCGUUGCUGUCAAGGAUUCUGCUUCUCUCAGCAUUUUAUUUGUAAAACAUUUCUUUUUUUUUCUCCUUUUUUUAUUAACAAUUCUGUGGCAUUUUUGAUGUACAGUAUUUCGCUUAAUGAUGAAGAUAAUUUAUUGCGUCGCUGGGUCUCUUUGCUUUGUGUUACCUGACAUGAAGUGUCCACACCAGAAUAAAUUGGUUUACUGUAGCAUGCUCUUUGUUUUGUUUCUGAGUGGUUCUGAGAUGCAGGUCUGCAGAAAAAAAGUAAUGGUUUCAAAAGAAAAAAAGUCUCCUAAGUUUCAAGUCUGUACAUUAAGAACAAUAUUGUAUUUAAAUGGAUAUGUGUGAAAGAUGUUUGUACCACAUCAGUGUUUUUUUUUUAAUAAUUGGAUUGCAAACUGCAUCUUUGUGCUUUCUGGUUUGCUCUUAUACCAAAGACUGCAUCUCUACCCUGUAAUCUGUAGCUUUUAGUAUCGUGUCCAAAAUUAACACUAAAUUUGAUUUCUUAACAUUUCAACAGCCCACAUUGUCCUCAUGCCACAUUUCUCCACAUGCGCAGUAAUUACUUUUUUUUUUCUAAUUCAAAAAUGUCUCCACUCCAGCCUCCCUCAAAAACCUGAAUUGUGUAACUCAUCAAAAUGUUUAAUAAGACAUGGAAUGAUCAUAAGUCUUUCCAGUGGCAUGUUUAAUGUACAGAGAAUUCCCUUAAACCCCACGUCAAUAAGCUGUUUCUGAUCUGAGCCUCCUCAUUGGUUCCCUUCCUUCACCGUGUCUCCUGAUCAGACAAUCUUACCUGUUAUCCUCUCCAAAUUCUGUGUCAAGAUCCUGCAAAUGCCUUGAACUUCCUGUAACAUAGAGGUAAACUCCAGAAUACAUGCCUGCACUGCAGGCAUCUAUGUGGUUAUUGCAGAAGUCCUGUUUUCGUUUCCUCUCCACAUGAUUGUUGCAACACGGCUGCAGUUCUGCUUCAGCACAGAGCCCUUUUGUGUAAGGAUAGUUGAAUAAAUGCUCAGAGGAAGUGUGUUUGGUGACUUUGCAGUCAGAAGUUAAGAGACGCGGAGAGAAAUCCAGCGGUUUGCUUCACAACAACCAAUCUUUAUGCGGUUACUGUCAAACAGACUCGUAGGCAAGAUAAAUGAUUUGUCAAAGACUUUUUGUACACACGUGGACACAUAAAACAUCAAGAUGCCCUUUCUUUCCUGCUUGACUGACUUUUGCUCCUCCUGUUGACAUUCAGAAUGCUCCUAUCACUAUCUAGUCCUAGGCUCUCUCUCUGAAGCUAGCUGAAACUUUUCUCGUAUGUCAAUAAAUUAUUAUCAUGCUUAUAACACCG